Pelagomonas calceolata is the source of this 930-nucleotide messenger RNA. Lineage: Eukaryota; Pelagophyceae; Pelagomonadales; Pelagomonadaceae. The record is from the annotation of a GenBank genome assembly.
UUCCUUUCCAAAUUCGGCAGGUCGUGCGCUCUGUUGCAAGAAGGGCAGCGGAACUGCGGGAAUAGAAGCAUCUUUGCAAGUGAGCAAAAGCAAGCAAGAAUUCGGGGCAGCGGAACUGAGCAAAACCAAAAGCAAGACUCGACCAUGUCAGCACCCGGCGAGUACGGAGGCGUCUCGACAUCCGAUGAAACCCUGCAGUCGACCUUCUCGUCGACGCGCGCGCGGCUGCAAGCCCACGCCGCGAAGCUGAAGAAAUCCAUCCUCGAGGGCACGGUCGAGCUCGCGACGCUCGGCACGAUCGGUGCUGUUUUGAUGGUCUUCGUCUCGGCGACGGCCAUCCUCGGCAACAUCACGAGGAUAAAACCGGCGAGCGCCUUGCUCAUGGUCUAUUGCGUCGCGGGCGGCAUCGCUUUACUAGUACUGGAGUUCUCGGCGUCGCCGCCGUCCUUCCUCCCGGGUUUCGUGCUGCACCGCCUCCGGAAAUUGCGCCAGAUGCUCCACUUCGAGUGCCACAUCCUGACGGUGGCGACGGGCCGCGCGCUGUGCUACCUGUUUUUUGGGAGUUUGCUCCUCGCCGACGCCGGCAGCGCGCUGGGCACGUGCGUGGGUGGCUACCUCGCGUUCGUGGGCCUCGCGAUGCUCUACGUGUCGCGGAGCGCCGUCGCCAAGCUGCGCGCGCUCAUGCCGCGCGCGGCCGAGGCCUCGCUGCGGGACGCGUUUGCCAGGCACGAUUCUGAUAGCGACGGGAAGCUGUCGAAAGCCGAGUUCGCGGAGCUCUGCGAGGGCUUAGGGGGGGACCUCACGCCGCGCGAGCGCGAGUGCGCGCUCUCGCUCUUGGAUGUGGACGGCUCGGGGACCAUCGAGCUCGACGAGUUCCUCGCGUGGUACACCGGCCGCAACUGGCAGAUGGCUUUGCACGCCUUCGGCGCG